AUUCAUUGUAACAAUAAGUUUUCCAGUUUUGAAUCUUUCAAAAAACAUAACUUGAAUCACUUUUUGGCCGAUAAAAAUAGUUUAACUUUACACAACCCGUCUAGUUUUUCCAAUAGUGAAUUAAAUGCAUUGGAUGAAAAGCAAUAUCAAAACAUAGAAGUUCUUGAUUAUAACAUAAAAGUUAAUGAAAACAGUAUUUUUGAUAAUGAUUCUGAAUCUUCUGCAUAUGUAAAUGGAGAAUGUACAAAAUAUGAAAUUGCAGAUUUAGAUAUUUUGGAAAAUAUGUCUUGUAACUUUAAAACUGAAGACGAAUUCAGUGGAAUUUCUAGUAAUAGUAGAAAUUCAAGUAGCGAUGAAAAUGACGAAAAGCUCCCUAAUGAAAUUAUAAAAAUUGAGAUAGAGACUGAUUGCGAUUCGGAUGAUAAAAUUUUCAGAACUGAAACUGUUACAACAAUUAGGUAUUGUCAAUAUUGUGAGUUAAGUUUUCGUUUAGAUGAGAAGCACGAUUGCGAAAAGUGUGAAAUAAUACAAAAAAGAAUAGCAAAACAUGAUAGAAAUUUGAAAUUCUUACAAAUAGAGGGUAUAUAUUUGUGUAAAGAUUGCCCCAGAUAUUAUGAAAACGUUAAGGACUUACAAAAUCACGAAAAAACUCAUGUUGAUAAUAUUACAAUAACAGAAAAAAACCAUGUGCAAAAUAGAAAUAAUAACAUAUCUGCUGAUAUCAAUGGGAGUUGUACACUCACUGUCGACGUAAAACAUAAUGAAAACGGAGAUGAUUUUGAAAACAAAAAUUAUAGUGAGUUUGAGAUAUUUAUCAAAUGCAAAAAUUGCGGAAAACAUUUAAAUGAAGAUAAUGAAAUUUUUCAGUUUAAAAAUUUAUGUUCUGAUUGUGACAAAUCAAGAGAAAUUGACGGCAAUUCAGAAGCUUCUAUAAGCGAGAAUGAGACAUGCCUAAAAGAAUAUUUUCAAGGUACUCGGUAUAGUAAAAAAAAUGAAAAUUCUAUUAAAUGUCCUCAUUGCAAUAUUAAAUUCAAAGAUACUCAAAACCAUGAUCAAAGUAAAUGUCUGAAAGUACAAAAAUUAAUCAAAAUAAAUGCGAAAAACUGUUACGAAGCUCUUCAGAAUAAAGGAAUAUAUUUAUGUAGAGAAUGUCCAAGAUUUUUUAAUAAUGAAAAUGAAUUAAUUUCUCAUAGAAAAAAGCAUUAUAACAAUGGACAGUGUACUAUAUGCUUCAAAUCCUUUAAAGGUAUAGACAUAAUUGAACACAUCAAAGUUCAGCACCCAGACUGCUACAUAAAAGGAAAUUCACAAAAGUCGAACUCAAAAAAAUCUUAUGAAUGUUCAUAUUGUAAAAGACAGUUUGUUUCUUUAAUAUAUUGGAAACGUCAUUUAUUAGUUCAUCAAAGUAAUGAGCUUAAGUGCGAAUUUUGUAAUAAGGUAUGUCAAAGUUCAAUUAUAUUGAAGAACCAUAUAAGAACCCAUACUGGAGAACGUCCUUUUAUUUGUCAAUUGUGUCCUGCAGCAUUUUCUUUGAAACAUAAUUUAGAUCUGCAUUUUAUAUAUAAACACACUGAUGAAAGACCAUUUGAAUGUCGAUAUGAUGGGGGCUGUGGUAAAACUUUUAAAACUGAUCAGCUAAGAAAUUAUCACGAAAGGCGUCAUACCGGAGAAAUUCUCGGAAAAUGUGAAAUUUGUGGUAUUGAAUACAGAAAUAAGUCCGCAUUCAGAAAACAUAUGAAAUUACGACAUAUGAGUUAUAAUGAACGUCCUUAUCAAUGUGAAUAUUGCGAUAAAAAGUUUGUGGAACACGGACGACUCAAAGAACAUGUUCGAACACACACAGGCGAAAAACCUUUGCAAUGUGAUAUAUGUUUCAAGGGUUUUGCUAGAUACAGUGUUUUGAGAGAACAUAAAAAAUUACACACUGGAAAGAAAAAUCAUGUAUGUAGCAGAUGUGGAAAAGCAUUUGCUCAAACUGCUGGUUAUUUUAAUCACUUAAAAAAUCAUGCUUAGCUCUGAAAAUCUAUACUUAAUUAGGCAAGAAUAAAAAGUGAAAGGAAUUCAAUUUUGUGCAGCUGAGUAAAAUUCUUACUUUUCGCAUAAUUUGUAUUAAAUUGUUUUUUCGGAAAUACAAAAAUCGUAUUUUUUGUAAAAAAUUACUUGUAUUAGAAUUUGUUUUAA
This is a messenger RNA of Condylostylus longicornis, 2181 nucleotides long. Its product is annotated as zinc finger protein 260-like. The coding region runs from base 283 to 2013 and encodes 576 amino acids. The transcript is spliced from 3 exons. The record is from RefSeq and is a predicted model, not a curated record. Gene Ontology annotation, molecular function: DNA-binding transcription factor activity; RNA polymerase II cis-regulatory region sequence-specific DNA binding. Gene Ontology annotation, biological process: regulation of transcription by RNA polymerase II. Lineage: Eukaryota; Metazoa; Arthropoda; Insecta; Diptera; Dolichopodidae.